Messenger RNA from Nelumbo nucifera (sacred lotus), 1260 nucleotides. The record is from RefSeq and is a predicted model, not a curated record. Lineage: Eukaryota; Viridiplantae; Streptophyta; Magnoliopsida; Proteales; Nelumbonaceae.
AUGCGGUCCUCUGGCUGCUUUUUCCUGAUUUUCUUACUCCUCUUCUCUUCCCAAGAUUCUUUCUCCUCAGCUCUCUCUGAAGCCGAGGUCUCCUUCAUUGCUCACCGCCAACUCUUAUCCCUCCCGGAGAAUGGUGACCUUCCUGAAAAUUAUGAAUACCAGGUUGAUGUCAACUUAACCUUCCCCAACGCAAGGCUCCGCCGAGCUUACAUCGCCCUCCAGGCAUGGAAGGAGGCCAUAGUCUCUGACCCACAUAAAAUCACGACCAGUUGGGUCGGUGCCGAUGUCUGUGACUACAAGGGCGUCUUCUGUGCGCCUGCACCCGAUGACCCCAAGUCUACGGUUGUCGCAGGUGUCGAUCUCAACAAUGCUGACCUCGCCGGCUUCCUUCCCGUCGAGCUUGGCCUGAUGAGUGACCUUGCGCUCUUCCAUGUCAACUCCAAUCGCUUCUGUGGAAUCAUUCCCCAGAGCUUCUCCAAGAUGGCUGUUCUCUACGAGUUUGAUGUGAGCAACAAUCGCCUUGUUGGUCCAUUCCCAAUGCCAGUCACCGCCAUGCCAGCCCUCAAGUACCUUGACCUUAGAUACAACGACUUCGAAGGUUCGAUACCUCCGGAGCUAUUCGACAUGGAUCUAGAUGCUGUGUUCUUGAACAACAAUCGUUUCCAGAACGAAAUCCCUGAGAAUCUAGGAAACUCUCCGGCUUCAGUCAUUGUUUUUGCUAAUAACAGGCUUACUGGGUGCAUCCCACAUAGCAUCAAGAAGAUGGAAAAUACAUUGAAUGAGAUCAUAUUCACGAACAACAAGCUCACUGGUUGCUUGCCAAUGGAGAUUGGGUCGCUUGAGAAUUUAACAGUUUUCGCUGCUGCGUCCAACUCGUUAUCAGGUGUCUUGCCUAAAAGCUUUUCGGGGAUAAAGAGUGUGGAGCUAAUCGACAUCUCAAACAACUUCUUAACAGGGUUUGUUCCUGAAGGUAUCUGUAAAUUGCCUAAUUUGGUGAACUUCACCUUCUCGUAUAACUACUUCAGGGGUGAGUCACCAGAAUGUGAAUCAUCAAGGACGAAGGACGUUGUGGUGGAUGAUACAGACAACUGCUUCCCUGAUCGUCCCAAACAGAAAGCAAGCAAAACUUGCACGCCGGUGGUGAACCGACCAGUUGAUUGUGGAAAGUCCAAGUGUGUUAGGCCUUCAUUACCAACGCCGUCUAGACCACAUAAACCAAAGCCAACACCUGAUGUGGAGUCUUCAAGAAACAAGAACUGA